Messenger RNA from Eremothecium cymbalariae DBVPG#7215, 1269 nucleotides. RefSeq names its product Imp21p (gene IMP21). Bases 1 to 1269 code for a protein of 422 amino acids. The transcript has a single exon. Lineage: Eukaryota; Fungi; Ascomycota; Saccharomycetes; Saccharomycetales; Saccharomycetaceae. The record is from RefSeq and is a predicted model, not a curated record.
AUGGACGAGCCCGGUCGAGGAAUACUUAACCGCAACGGCAGCAGCAAUAUGUUCGUAAUGCCACCACCACAGCAGCAGCAACAGCACCAACGCCAAAACCAAUCUGCCGCCGCCGCAGCCGGUCCAAGCAGCGAACCGGGCAGUGCUAACGGCGCCAAGGCAAGUAAUGGAAUUAUACAGACCGAUGGCAAGGGUAACAGUAGCUCCAUGACGUCGCCCAUGGGCGUCACAAUCAAGAUUGAAGAACCACCAGAACAAAGGGGCCGCUCCAGGAACAAGCAGUCCGAUGCCACUUCGUCUUUCAGCACGAGCCGGAGCAGAACCAAGCUCAGAUCCUUAAGCCGGGUAAGCAUCGCCGAGCACGAACUUUUGAGAUGGACCAUUCUAAGACACGAUCCCUCGGAAAGGCUGCACCGGGACAGCCACGCUGGGACGGCUGCCCGCUUCGGCGACAUCAGUCCGCAGACCACCACGGUCGUGCCUGCGGGCGCCGCCGCGGGCAUUGCUGAAGACAUCGAAGAUGUUCUUAGCGACGAAGAACAGAUCAGCGAUGUGGAAAACGACUACGAAGUGGACGCCGCCCUGGACUAUGACCUGGGCGCACGUGUGCUGCCUAACUUCGCCACUAGCAUCCAGCAGACAUUGGACUCGCAGGCCACCUGGUUAGCCGCCUACAGACGUGAUAUAGACCCGCAACAAGAGAAAAAAAAGGUACAGGUGGAUGUUCUGGAGAACUGCAAAAGGGCCAUACAGCACAUCGCCAAGCGGGCCCUGAGUCCUGCUCCUGCAGGUGCUGCGGGGCAAGCGGGGCAUGCCCCGCUUGCGGGAUCGGCGGCAGCACACGAAUGCCCGCAAAAGAAAGCCUUCCUCCUCUACCUAGAAGACCUCAACACAUCCCACAGCGAAAAACUCUACGCCCUCACAUACACCUUUGGCGCGGUUCUUGCAAAUAGGGACACGCUGUACAUCGUCGUGCAGUGCGAUGCCGCCGACGUCGAAGCCCACCUCGUCAAGGUACGCGAGCAAGUAGCGUUUCUAUUGGACGCCACCAGUGCAGCGCUGGAUCAUCUUGACAUCAUCAUCCUCACGCUGCACCACCCGUAUCCACGCCACCUGCUUACCGAGAUCUCUGAGGCCUUCCAGCCCUCGGCGCUAAUCAUCCCGCUGCAGAUAGCAACCGGCUCGUUGGCGGGCUACGUCAGCUUUGUACCUACUCUGGUGGUGCGCAAGAAACUCAAAAGAUCCCGUAGAAAGGGAAUUUACGAUUAA